AUGCCAUCUUCAUAUUCCCGACAAGCCUACUUUUGUGAACUGAAGUUCCCGGCCGUCGAAACCAUUGAGAUAUUGAACGGCAAAUCAAAUUUUCACCAAUGGCACUCUGAAAUCCGGCCCAUUCUGUUGUCUAAUCCCCUUUCUUCAGAUUUGAUACUUGGAACCUGGACGGAACCUCAGUCUCCUCCAUCCUGGGACCCCGAAGACCAGGCAUCCUUCCACGAAGAACGCAGAGAAUGGCACGGUGCGAACACGGCUUCCUGUCGCUUCAUCCGUGCGACAUUAGCCAUGAAUGUGAGCCCGUUUGUCCGCCAAUAUACUACUGCAAAAACACUUUUCUUCAACCUUGUGUGGCUUUACGGAGAAGACGCAGGGAUUGAUUCUCAAGGUGGCCCUCCAGUACCUGCGAACGCUGAAACUCUGAACGCAAAGAAAGGCCGUGCCAGCCUUCUGGCCGCACUGGAAGCGAAAAGAACCCUGGACUAUCUGCAACCUGUCUGCGGGACCCUCAAGCUAUCCGCUUCGACCUUCCCACCUUACAGAACCAACAACGGCAACAACGAGGUUACUUCCAUUUCUUCGUCGGCGACAGAAGCUCCUACCUCUUGUAACAAGUUGCUGAAACUGCAACCUACAAUUACCCCAGAACCCGCGCAGGCGCCAGAGCAACAUGUCCCACUAGUUCGUUUGUUCAAGCGGGCCCGCGUCUCUCCUGACGCCAAUUUGGAAACCAUCCAUGAACACGAUGAGCCCCAUCCAGGAAGGCGUGUGCCGUCCGGCUGUGCGAUAGAUUUCGACUACGGUCUUUCCAGGGGAGAUCCAGUCCAUGAAUACGAUGAUGACGAGGUGUGCCUUCUCCCCGCGCAGCAAAUGACAAGUCCAUCGCUGGUGUUGUCCAUAUCCAGGACUGCUGACUCAGGGGAUCAGGAUCAGGACGAGUGCCACCUCGAAGACAUCGACGCCGCUGAAUCCGCAUCGCAGCCAAAGAAGCGUCAAGUCUCUAGUCCGGACCUGGAGCUGAGGCUGGCAAAGACAAGCAUUACCUCCAUUCUAAAGACCGUCACGGCAAAAAACAAAGCGAGGAAGCAGGACAGAUUCUCCUUUUCGUUCCCUCUGCGCCGGUUAAGUACGGAAAGGGAAAAAUCCACGGGCGAGGGCAAGGGCAAGGGCAAAGCGCGGGCUUGA
Messenger RNA from Cladophialophora bantiana CBS 173.52, 1185 nucleotides. RefSeq lists its product as uncharacterized. The transcript has 2 exons. Lineage: Eukaryota; Fungi; Ascomycota; Eurotiomycetes; Chaetothyriales; Herpotrichiellaceae. The record is from RefSeq and is a predicted model, not a curated record. The coding region runs from base 1 to 1185 and encodes 394 amino acids.